Molecule: messenger RNA, 1533 nt
Organism: Dreissena polymorpha
Lineage: Eukaryota; Metazoa; Mollusca; Bivalvia; Myida; Dreissenidae
Exons: 10
Coding region: 187-1326 (379 amino acids)
Biological process (GO): SCF-dependent proteasomal ubiquitin-dependent protein catabolic process; glycoprotein catabolic process
Cellular component (GO): cytoplasm; SCF ubiquitin ligase complex
Molecular function (GO): ubiquitin protein ligase activity
Source: RefSeq, a predicted model, not a curated record
UUCAAUAGCCUUACUAGCAUAACCGUGCAGUGAAUAAACUAUAACACAGUCGUGUUAUUUACACACACAUAUAUUCAAGGCGUGAAAAGAUUGUAUAGGGAUCGAAAAGCGAUUAAACUCCGAGAGGUUUAGUUAACACGACAGACUACAUUUUUGAAGGAUUUACACCAAUUUGCUGUUUUAAAAAUGGGAAAAAAAAAUCUUCUGCAAAAUCCAUGUGCAAAAGACGGCCUGCACCAUUGGGAGGUGAUCCAGUCCGGAGGCGAUGGUUUCAAAUGCGAGGACGAACCCAGCGGUUGCAAGAAACUAUCCGAGUGUUGCAAAAUCAAACAUGAGCUUCCCUGUUGGUGCACGAGUCAUGACCCGUGCUUGAAGAAACAGGUUGUUAACCUCCUGUCAGGCGAUGUUGAUCCGAAGGCACUGGACGAACGGAAACGCCCGAUCACUGUCCGUGACUGGUAUUGUUCACGGGGCGAUUGCGGUGCGGAGUACGAGAUCAAAGCGAGUCUGUUGGCAGACGACAGGACCACAGUGUUAGACUCCUGGGCGUUCAAAGACAAAUUGGAGGCCGGGGCGGACUGGAAGAAGGUCAAGCACGUCUUCAAGGACUACCCUGCGGGCGUUCGGUACGUGGAAUUCGUGCAUGGCGGCACGGAUACGCAAAAUUGGGCGGGGCAUUUCGGUGUUAAGAUGACUAACUCUGCGGUAUUGAUUGGUCAGAAGAUAAAGAAACGUGAAAAGAGGAGUCUAAAGGCUGCUGGAAAAAAGAACCUAUUGAAGAACCCUUGUGGCCGCGACGGUAUGGCGGGGUGGGAGGUGACGGAGAACGGUGGAAACGGCUGGAAGGCGGAGGACAGCGCCGAGGGAUGUCGUCCUUUCAAGGAGGCCAACCCGGAAGCGGAAGGUGACGCAUGCUGGGCGACCUCUUUUGACAUGUGUAUGAAGAAGCAGAGGAUUGAUCUGGGAUUCGCCGGCAUCGUCGGUGAUUAUUUGGACGAUCAGCGACCGGAAAUCCGUGUUUCGGAGUGGUGUGGCAGCCGCACAGAUGCCGGAAGUGAAUAUCAUCUGCUGGUUCGUCUGCUGAACUCCGAUCUGGAGACCGUAGACAAACGAGAGGUCACGAAGACGCUACAGGCCGACGGUCAGUGGCACAAGAUCGAGGAGUCGUUCAUCGAUUACGGCCCAGGAGUCCGUUUUAUCGAAUACUCUCAUGGCGGGAAGGAUUCAUGUUUCUGGCAGGGCCAUUUUGGCGUCAAGAUCACAUGCUCGUCCGUAACCGUGGCAACCGAAAGUGGCCAUGACUCCUCGUCGUCAGAUGACCAUUAAGGCGGGAAAAUAGACGAGAUCCACAUGAAAAGGGCUUUGCGAUAAUAAAUACCUUAUGUUAGUGUGAUUGGAUUUCAUAAUGUAACCUAGCAUUUUCUAUUUAUACUUGAUAAUAAUUUCUAUAGCUUGAAAUGUUGUUACUAUAUUGUUACAUAAGCGCAUAUUUGAUCUAAUUAUUAGUGUUAAUAAAAAAAACUUUUUGUUUGA